CCUCAACCACCACUGCCUCCACCAUCAUCAUAGUAACAAAUCAACCAUAGCAUUUAUACCUGAAUCACUUGUCAAAAUAGUCACAGCUAACAAGGACAAAACAUACACAUACAUACAUACAUACAUAUAUAUAUAAACAUAUACAUAUAUACAUAUAUACAUACAUAUACAUAUACACACAUAUACAUACACACACAUACAUACACACACAUACUCAUACACACACACAUACUCAUACACACACACACAUACAGACACAUAUAUAUAUAUAUACUUAAACACCAUAUACACAAUCGCUCCCUUUCUUUCUGUCUGCGUGUCUCUCUCUGUCUAUUUAUUUAUCUCUCUCUCCCUCUCUCUCUCUCUCUUUCUCCCUCUCUCUCUCUCUCUUUCUCCCUCUCUCCCUCUCUCUCUCUCUCUCUCUCUCUCUCUCUCUCUCUCUCUCUCUCUCAUGUACACACACACUCGCACAAGCACGCAUUUACACAUACAUACACACGCAAGUCUCACCAGCAAAAUACCAAUCAAUUUCACUCCAUCCUACAGAUCUAUACUGGUCGCGAAAGUCGAACACGGGGAAAGAUAUUGUCUUGAUUCCAACUCAGUUGACAGAUAAUUGAAAGAACAAAAAAAAAACCCCACAAGUAUAAAAUAACAGCAACUCACACACAUAACAAUACCAACAAUAACAAAAACAGUAUUAAAGUAAUUUACUAGAAAUAUUCUUGCGUGUUGUAUAUCAUUGUAUGCGUUGCGUGCAAUAAUUUGAAUAGCUUUCUAAAGUUAAGCACAUAAAGAGACUAGUGUUUAUCUUCCUAAUCCAACUGUUUUAAGAUGACCAGCAAGGCAGGAUCUUUCACUCACAAAUUGCCUGGAGAGCAUGUUUAUGAAGGGGUAUUGUUCUUUGAAUUCAGCCCACCUGAGAUACUUGAUCGAGUCAAGGAUUUCAAUGUGCGUGAUGACGAUGUUUACAUAGUUACCUAUCCGAAAGCAGGAACAACAUGGCUUCAAGAAGUCUUGUGGUUAAUAAUGAAUGAUGGUCAUUUGAAAGAAGCAAGUGAAAAACCAGUUUAUUUCCGCUCUCCAUUCCUUGAAUUCAAAGACACUAUAUUAAAUGAAGUUGGUUUGGAAUUGGCAGAUGCUGUUCCAUCACCCAGGGUGAUAAAAACGCAUCUACAGAAACGUCUUGCUCCAAAACAACUCAAUGACAAAAAUUGUAAGGUUGUGAUUCUGUUCCGAAACCCAAAAGAUGUAUGUGUUUCUUACUACCAUUUCUACCGCUCGAGCUCAUCCAUGGGUAAUUUCAAGGGCAGCUGGAAAGAAUUUCUCGAAAUGUUUAUUGCUGGUCACAUUGGACAUGGAUCAUGGUUUGACUUCACAGAAAGCUGGUGGCAUAGUCGCCAUAAUUCGAACGUAAAAUUGGUCUACUAUGAAGACAUGAAAAAGAAUCUCACAAAAUCUGUUGAAGAACUGGCUAAGUUUAUGGGCCGAUCUCUGAGCCAUCAAAAUGUGGAUGAUAUUGUGAAGCAUUGCUCAUUUGAAAAUAUGAAAUCCAACCCAAUGACAAACCAUGAAGAUGUCUAUUCCAUUAAUAAAAAUAUCUCACCACUUCUGAGAAAAGGUACUGUUGGAGAUUGGAAAAGUCAUUUCACUGUUGCUCAGAACGAAGUGUUUGACAAAGUAUUGGAGGAAAAAUUGGGCCAUUUAAAUAUUCCAUUUACUUAUGAGUUGUAAACCUCCUCAAGAUAAAAUUGUUUUAUUAUAUUUUCGUGUAUUUUGCUUUUGUUGGCAAAUAUUAGCUUUUUAUUAGAAUGUUUCAAAUAUGAUAUGAUAGCAUGUUUUUUUUAUAAGGGUAGAGCUUUCACAAACCCUGGCUUGAAUUUCUGAUGAUUUUUAAUUUACAUUCAAACACACACACACACACACAUGCACACAAAUACAUAUAUACACACAUGCAUGCACAAACACACACUCAUAUCUGUCUGUCUAGCUAUAUAUACAUAAAUAUAGUUUCACUCAAUCUUAUACACUCAAGCACACACACAAGCACACACUCACGCAUGCAUGCACACACACCCACCCACUGAAACACAUACAAAUUUCUAUUUGUCUGUGUGUUCAUCUAUCUAUAUACAUAUAUAGUCACACAUACAUACACACAUGCACGUACGUGCAUCUAUGUAUUUACACACACACACACACACACACACAAACACACCCAAACACAUACUCAUUUCUAUGUGUCUGCCUGUCCAUCUAUCUAUAUACACACAGUCUCACACACACACACACACAUGCGCAUACACACACACACACCUAAACACAUACUCAUUUCUAUCUGUCUGCCUGUCCAUCUAUCUACAUACACACACAAUCUCACACACAUGCACACACACACACACACACACACCAAACACAUUUGAAGGUGAGUUGAUGUUUUGUUUUCUAUUAGCAGGCAAAUUAAUUGCACACACGUCACUGACAUGAGGACGUAUGCAGACAUGGUGAUGUGUGGUUUGAAUAUGAAACUGAAAUGUCUAUGACACAGGUUGGAAUACGAAAUGAUAUCAGUUGUUGUUGUUAUUAACUUAACCAGCAUUAAGAGGUGGUGACCUGGCAGAGUUGUUAGCAGGCUGGACAAAAUGCCUAGCAAAGAUCUGAGUUCAAAUGCUGCUGAGGUCAGCUUUGCCUUUCAUCCUUUUGGGGUUGAUAAAAUAAGUACCAGUUGAAUAUUUGGGUUGAUGUAAUCGAUUAACCUCCUGCCCAAAGUUGCUGGCCUUGUGCCAGAAUUAGAAACCAAUAUUUACUUAUGUUCUCCUCCCAUAUUUUGUGUUCAUACUUUGCCUAGGUCAUCCUAGCCAGUCAUUCUUCUAGGUUCAAUAAAAUUAAAUAUUUGCCAAAUAGAGUGGUUCAUUUAAUCAACUGUUACCUAUCCUGAAAAAUAUGUGUUUUUGUGCCAAAAUUAGAAAUCAAUAUUAUAUAUGUUAAAGAUCAUUGGAAAAUACUCAAUAAAUAAUGGUUUAAAAUUUUCUAGAAUCUUCCUGAUUAAUGAUACUUAACAUUUGAAUGUUUCAGAAUAAUGUUUUCUUUAUGAUGAUGAAGUUCUAAAAACAGAAACAAUCCCUAUAAUAAUAGGUACAUUAGGUAUGAUAAAAAAAAAUUGUAGACAAAUACAUAACCAAAACACCAGGACUUACAAAUGUAUAUAACAUAUAGAAAAUAGCACUACUAGGCACUGCAUACAUCCUACCUACAUAAUGCACUUUCAAUACGAUGAAAAUGACAACGCCAAAACAAACUUCAACACUGAAGAAGGUAAAAAGAAAUCGAGAGAAAAUAGAGAUUAAAUAAUACAAGCAUAUAUAACUCAAUAUGGAUCAUGUUGAAAUAUUUCCUAUUUCAUAGUAGACAUAUAAGGACUAUUCCAAAAGUCUCAGUGAUUUUAUUUUAAAGGUUUGUUUUGAAAUUUCCUCAUGCUGUGCCACUUAGCCACAGAAACAAACAUACUUUUAUAUGAUUUAUGUAUUUUUAUGGUUGAGUGCCUGCUGAAGAAAGGCUGUGAAUAGAUUUUCAUUCCUGAGCAUUUUUAUAUUAACAUAUUUAUAGAGUUAAUCUUAUUGUGAAGAAAGUAUAUCAAUAACAUUUUACUUCUGAAUCUAAAAGUAUAUUGGUUUUAAACCUACAUGAAAAAUAUAUGUAUAUUGUGUUGUAUAAUAAUUGAAUUUUUGUCCAAAUAAUCCAGCUGUUGUUGUCAGCCCUGAAUAAUAUAUAAGCUUAUAAUGUUUUAACAUAAUUUACAUUAAAAUCUUAGCCAUUAAGUCAUAAUGUAUAAUCUUUUUUGUGGUCGUCUUGCAGGAAGACUGUUGUAAGAAUUAAUUGUUCUUGUGAUAUUAAAUAAAGUUGCCAAUUAUUCACAUUUGGA
Messenger RNA from Octopus bimaculoides (California two-spot octopus), 3922 nucleotides. Its product is annotated as sulfotransferase 1C4. The record is from RefSeq and is a predicted model, not a curated record. Gene Ontology annotation, molecular function: sulfotransferase activity. Lineage: Eukaryota; Metazoa; Mollusca; Cephalopoda; Octopoda; Octopodidae.